Molecule: messenger RNA, 3615 nt
Organism: Oldenlandia corymbosa var. corymbosa
Lineage: Eukaryota; Viridiplantae; Streptophyta; Magnoliopsida; Gentianales; Rubiaceae
Source: the annotation of a GenBank genome assembly
ACCAAGGCGGCGAUAUUUUGACGAAACGUAAUUAAAGAAGAACACGAGAAAUUGAACUAGCCGUUGGCAAGUCCGGAAUUCAAAAUCCAAUUAAUCGGCCUCCCCCGUUCUCUCUGUCACUUUCUCAACGCCUAAAAUCCGCUUUUUCUAUUCUUUCCAUAUCUCUCUCUCUUUCUCAGGUUUUCACUCUGCUUGAUUAUUGGAUCCAUUUCCAAAACCAAAUCUGCUCCAAAACUAAGGUAUUUGAUUUUGGGCUACAAAGAAAUCACCAGUGGCAUCGUUGAGUCAGAAGUUGAUUUGUUUCCUUAGGCCUCUCCUUGAGAGUCCUUAAGCUUGCCCUUUUCAGUGGUCUAUUCAAUUUUUCUUCUCUGACCAUCAAUCAGAAUGACAGUCAUUAAAACCCCUGGCACCCCUGCUUCAAAAAUGGACAGGACACCUGCAGGGACCCCCCAGCAUGGUGGUCACAGAGCAAAAGAGGAGAAAAUUGUUGUUACUGUGAGGUUAAGGCCUCUGAACAAAAGGGAGCAAUCGGCAAAAGAUCACAUUUCGUGGCAGUGUCUCGAUGAUCAAACAAUAGUGUACAAACCUGGACCCCUGGAGAGGAUAGCUCAACCAGCCAUGUUUACAUUUGAUAAAGUCUUCGGUCCUGAGAGCUUAACUGAAAGUGUAUAUGAAGAAGGAGUAAAAAAUGUUGCUUUGUCUGCUUUAAUGGGAAUCAAUGCUACAAUAUUCGCAUACGGGCAGACUAGUAGUGGAAAAACCUACACAAUGCGAGGGAUUACAGAGAAGGCUGUGAAUGAUAUCUACAUGCACAUUUUGAAUACUCCAGAAAGAGAAUUCAGGAUAAAGAUAUCUGGGCUUGAAAUCUACAAUGAAAAUGUUCGGGAUUUGUUGAAUUCAGAAUCUGGCAGGAAUCUUAAGCUUUUAGACGAUCCAGAGAAAGGAACCAUGGUUGAGAAACUUGUUGAAGAAUCAGUUAGUGAUGAUCAGCAUCUAAGAAAACUAAUCAGUGUAUGUGAGGCACAAAGGCAAGUUGGCGAGACUGCCCUAAAUGACACUAGUUCAAGAUCGCAUCAGAUUAUCAGGCUGACCAUAGAAAGCACUCUUCGUGAAAGUGCAGAAUGUGUGCGAUCCUAUGUUGCAAGCUUGAACUUUGUUGACCUGGCUGGAAGUGAAAGAGCAUCUCAGACAAAUGCAGAUGGUGCUAGGCUCAGAGAAGGCUGCCAUAUCAACCUUAGCUUGAUGACUCUUACCACUGUGAUCAGGAAGCUCAGUGUGGGAAAAAGAAGUGGCCACAUUCCCUACAGAGAUUCAAAGCUGACACGCAUUUUGCAGCAUUCACUUGGAGGAAAUGCUAGAACAGCCAUCAUAUGCACUUUGAGUCCGGCGUCUAGUCAUGUCGAGCAAACGCGCAACACUCUUCUUUUUGCUACACGUGCAAAGGAAGUGACAAAUAGUGCUCAAGUGAACAUGGUGGUUUCAGAAAAACAGUUAGUUAAGCAUCUGCAAAAGGAAGUAGCCAGAUUAGAGGCAGAACUGCGCACACCUGACCCAUCAAAUGAGAAAGAUCUGAAAAUUCGUCAGAUGGAGAUGGAGAUUGAAGAAUUGAGGCGCCAAAGGGAUCUUGCAAAGACAGAAGUAGAUGAUCUGCGCCGGAAAUUACAGGAGGACCAGAGGUUGAAGAUUUCGGAGUUAUCAAGCCCUGUAGCAAAGAAAUGCCUCUCAUUUUCUGCAGUACUAUCACCAAUGGAGGGAAAAGAGCUAGGCCGUGGGGAUAGAAAUAGGAAUACUAUGGGUAGACAGACGAUGAGGCAAUCAUCAACUGCCCCUUUCACCCUAAUGCAUGAAAUUAGGAAGCUUGAACACCUGCAGGAGCAGCUUGGAGAUGAAGCCAAUCGAGCAUUGGAAAUAUUACAGAAAGAGGUAGCUUGCCACAGGUUGGGCAACCAAGAUGCUGCAGAGACAAUUGCUAAGCUGCAAGCCGAGAUAAGGGAGAUUCGUUCGGUCAAACCUGCUCCUAAGAAAGUUGAAGUCAGCGGUGGUCUUGCUGUGAAUAAGAGUGUCAGUGCAAACCUGAAGGAUGAGAUAACCAGACUUCACUCACAAGGAAGUACAAUUGCAGAUCUUGAAGAACAGCUUGAAAAUGUUCAGAAGUCAAUUGACAAACUAGUAAUGUCGCUUCCAACCAACAAUGAUCAUCAAGAAGCUGAUACAGAUUCGCCACUGAAGACCAAGAGUCAAGCAAAAAAGAAAAAGUUGCUUCCACUUGCUUCAAGCAAUGCUGCGAACAGGCAGAACUUCUUAAGAUCCCCUUGCUCUCCUCUGUCAGCAACUAAAGAUGUAGUAGACAAUGACAUUGAAAACCAAGCUCCUCAAUAUGAUGAUGUUGUGUCCACUGAAACUCAGUUGACGGAGAAAGAAACACCUACAAAGAGUGAAGAUGGUGGAGAUAUCUCAUCAAAGGAAGGAACUCCCUACCGUCGUUCAAGUUCUGUUAACAUGAGGAAAAUGCAAAAGAUGUUUCAGAAUGCAGCAGAAGAAAAUGUUAGAAGCAUAAAAGCAUAUGUUACUGAACUUAAAGAGCGUGUUGCCAAGCUCCAAUACCAAAAGCAGCUUCUUGUGUGUCAGGUAGCUUGCUUUCAGAUUUAAUUUCUCUUGAGCCCAGUUUCUCUUGAAAUCUGUAUUUGGUUUAUCUGUAACCUUUUGGAACUCCAAUUUGGUUUCAGGUUCUUGAGCUGGAAGCAAAUGAAGCAGCAGGAUAUGAAAUGGAAAAUGAGGAGGACCUUCCCCCAAUCCAGCAGGAAUCCCCUGCAUCUUGGCAAGCAAUUUUCAGGGAGCAAAGACAACAGAUUAUUGAACUGUGGGAUGUUUGCCAUGUCUCCAUUAUUCAUAGGACGCAAUUUUACCUACUAUUCAAAGGUGACCCUGCUGAUCAGAUAUACAUGGAAGUGGAACUCCGGCGUUUGACUUGGCUACAACAACACCUAGCAGAGAUUGGAAAUGCAAGCCCUGCUCCUCGUGUUGGAAAUGAACCUACAGUCUCCUUGUCAAACAGGUUUGAUAAUAUUUUUUUCAAUCAUGAACAUUUUGUAACAAUGGCUUUACAUUUGAGGCUGAACAUUUUUCUGUGAUGCGCAGCCUUAGAGAAUUGAAGAGGGAAAGGGAGUUCCUUGCAAAGAGGUUGAAGCGUUUGUCUGAGGAAGAAAGGGAAGCGUUAUACAUUAAAUGGGAAGUUCCACUAGAAGGACAGCAGAGAAGAAUUCAGUUCAUCAACAAAUUGUGGAGAAAUCCACACGACGAAAGGCAUGUUCAAGAGAGCGCCGAGAUAGUUGCUAGGCUUGUGGGAUUGUGUGAGAGUGGAAAGAUAUCAAAAGAAAUGUUUGAACUCAAUUUUGUGCUUCCAUCUAACAAGAAUCCGUGGAUGGUUGGGUGGAACCAAAUCACAGAUCUCCUUCAUCUGUGAAGACUUCAAUAUUCUUUUUCUCCUUUUGUAAUUAAAUUGUGAUACCAUCUUACAUUACAUUGAAAGAAGCCUUAUAUAUGAAAUUACUCUUGACAACAUCUCUUUGAUUGUUGUUCCAACUUCCAAGUAAGAAUUCAGUUGUUCCAGUUUUC